This is a messenger RNA of Arabidopsis arenosa, 1628 nucleotides long. Lineage: Eukaryota; Viridiplantae; Streptophyta; Magnoliopsida; Brassicales; Brassicaceae. The record is from the annotation of a GenBank genome assembly.
UCCCCUUUCUUCUCUUCCUCCUACAUUCUCGACUCUCUCUUUAUUAGGGUUUUCAAAUUCAAUCAAAACAAAAAAAAAUCCUCAAAUCUCACUUUUAGAUUUUUUUUUUCUUUUGCGAUCUCUGAGAUUCAUUUUCUUCGAUCAAAGGAAACAAAAAUCUUCAUCUUUCUGGAGAUUUUUUUUCCUUCCUUUUGGAGCUCUUUUGAAUCAGGUGAAUUUCUAAUUGAAUCUGAAAGUAUAAGAUGAACAAUUGGAGAUGAUAAGUUUUGUUUGAUGGAGCUUUCACCAACAAGCAGUGACAAGAAAACAAUGAAGAGAUGGUUUUUCAUAGAUAAACGAGUUGGAUAAAGUGUUUUUGAAGAUAAACAAAAGCAAAAAGAGAAGUUCUUGCAUUGAAGCAUUGUUUUUAGAGUUUAUUAAAAGCAUUGUUUAGAGUUUUGAUUAAUGGAGUUUAACUCAAACCACACAUCCUCUGUUCUCAAAUCAUCAUCUAAAUUGACACCUAGAUUCAUGAUGACUCAAUGGAAGAAACCUGCGAAACUCGAUGAUGUUAGAUCUAAUGGUUGGUUAGAUGCAAUGAUUUCAUCAUCUCCACCGCGUAAAAAGCUCGUUAAAGAUUUCAAUGUUGAGGUUGCUCCUGAAGAUGACUUUGCUCAACGUGCUUGGAUGGUGAAAUAUCCUUCUGCGAUUAGCUCGUUUGCGCAUAUUGCAGCUCAAGCAAAGAAAAAGAAGAUUGCUGUAUUUUUAGAUUAUGAUGGAACUCUUUCUCCAAUUGUUGAUGAUCCUGAUCGUGCCAUCAUGUCUGAUGCAAUGCGUUCUGCGGUUAAAGAUGUCGCGAGUUACUUCCCAACCGCAAUAAUUAGCGGUAGAAGCCGUGACAAGGUUUAUCAGUUGGUAGGACUAACAGAACUCUAUUACGCGGGUAGUCAUGGAAUGGACAUAAUGACUUCUUCUGAUGAUCCGAAUUGUUUCAAAUCUACUGACCAACAGGGUAAGGAAGUGAAUCUAUUUCAGCCCGCUAGAGAAUUCAUACCGGUAAUCGACGAGGUUUUUAGAACCCUUGUUGAGAAAAUGAAAGAUAUCAAAGGUGCAAAAGUAGAGAACCACAAGUUCUGUGCAUCUGUACAUUACCGUAACGUUGACGAAAAGGAUUGGCCAAUCAUUGCUCAACGUGUUCAUGACCAUUUGAAACAAUACCCUCGUUUGCGACUAACUCAUGGGAGGAAGGUUUUAGAGGUUCGUCCUGUGAUAGACUGGAACAAAGGAAGAGCGGUCGAGUUUCUAUUAGAAUCUCUUGGAUUAAGCAACAAAGACGAUUUGCUUCCUAUCUACAUUGGAGAUGACACAACCGAUGAAGAUGCAUUCAAGGUACUGAGAGAUGGGAACCGAGGUUUCGGUAUCUUAGUAUCGUCUACACCUAAAGAAAGCAAUGCGUUUUACUCCCUUAGAGAUCCAUCCGAGGUGAAGAAGUUUCUAAAGACUUUGGUGAAAUGGGCAAAGUUGGAGAAGAAUUCUACUGGUUUUUGAAUAAUAUAGUGGAAUUUGCUGAUCGAAUGCUUGUUUAAUUUAGUCACAGCUUAGUUUAUGAUUUUCCAUUUAUCUGGUGGAAAUUAAGUUAUUAAAGUUAU